AUGGAGUGCUUCGGCGGUCGUUUCCGUCGGGGUACGACUGCCUGCACAGCAGCGACCGAUCAGCGACGCAACCGAGUCUCGGACGCGCUGCUGCUGACCGCGAACAAGCUGAAUGUUGGUAACGAAUUUUUCUUCACGGAAUUUCAGCUCUGUGCGUUGGCAGCAUCUCUGGAUCACCUAGACGUCGUGCAUGACAUCAAGACUGAUGCAGAGCUGGCCUCCGCUGUCGAUACCAUUUUGUGUCCCGCGGUGCCGCCCUCGCUGCUGGUCCGCGCCACGCUCUUCGUAAUCUCUGUGCUCACACACUGGCUAGAUCUGAGCACCAUGACCGAUUCCCUCGUACAUAUGAAUUCCGAAAACCUCGACCUUCUUGCUGGUGCAGAGAUGGUUCUUGAUCUCGCAAGCAUCGGCCCGGGCUUACUGGAGAGCUGCAGAAGGCUGAUGAAGCUGCGGACCGCCUUUGCUAUUCACGAUACUGGCGGAAGCGUGGACGAUAUGGACAACGGGGAUGAUGGCGUUGACGAGCGAUAG
Volvox carteri f. nagariensis is the source of this 531-nucleotide messenger RNA. RefSeq lists its product as uncharacterized. NCBI's taxonomy places the organism in Eukaryota, Viridiplantae, Chlorophyta, Chlorophyceae, Chlamydomonadales, Volvocaceae. The record is from RefSeq and is a predicted model, not a curated record. The transcript is spliced from 4 exons. Bases 1 to 531 code for a protein of 176 amino acids.